CUCCAGUUCCUUACAGGCCUCGAACACAGCCCUUGGGAUACUCCAUUAAGAGAUCACCCUCUCUGAUCCAAGCUUGCCAAAAAGAAGAGCAAACAGAAACCCAAUGUUUAGGCCUCUGAUCCAGGGCUGGAAGAGACUCCCAGCCCUUGUGCCUGCACUCUCUGUGAGAAGCACCAGUAAUGGAUCAAACUGCAGACUUGCACUGGCCAACAAAGUCGCUGUGGUUACAGGGUCCACAAAUGGGAUUGGUUUCUCCAUUGCUCGGCGUCUGGCCCAGGAUGGGGCCCACGUGGUCAUCAGCAGCCGGAAGCAGCAGAAUGUGGACCGUGCAGUGGCCACAUUGAAGGAGGAGGGGUUGAGUGUGACGGGCACUGUGUGCCAUGUGGGGAAGGCAGAAGACCGGGAGCAGCUGGUGGCCACGGCCCUGGAAAGCUGUGGGGGUGUGGACUUCCUGGUGUGUGUCGCAGGGACUAAUCCCUUGGUGGGGAGUACCUUAAGGAGCAGUGAGCAGAUCUGGGACAAGAUCCUGGGUGUGAAUGUGAAGGCCCCAGCCCUGCUGCUGAGCCAGCUGCUGCCCCAUAUGGAAAACAGGGGACAAGGUUCCGUGGUCCUGGUGUCCUCAGUCGCAGCCUAUAUACCGUUUCCUAGGCUGGGAGUCUACAAUGUCAGUAAAACAGCCCUGCUGGGAUUAACCAAGACCCUGGCAGUAGAGCUAGCACCGAAGAACAUUCGAGUGAACUGCUUAGCACCAGGCGUCAUCAACACGGACUUCGGCCGGGUGGUGAGGACCAAGGGCAAGAAGCUCGUCCAGCCCCUGAGUUCUGGGCGCCUGCCACCUCCCAGAUAUGCCCCUGCACUCUUUUUUCUAAGUCUCUCAUAUGAUCAUCCUGACCACAAUUUCCCCUCCCUCCACACCUCCGAGUUGUCGGCCCGCCACCUCCCCUCUCCUGGAGACCCACUCCUCCUCUUUCCCUUCAGUAAAGAGCAGUGCCCCAGCGAUAUCAGCCAAACACAGCAUUACAAGAUACAAGACCAGGCACCAACCCUAUCAAGGCUGGACCAAGCGAUCCAGUAGGAGGACAAGGGUCCCACAAGCUGGCGAAAGAGUCAGAGACACCCCUCUCCCAUUGUGAGGAGUCCUACAAAAACGCCAAGCCAAACAACCACAGCAUGAGUGCAGAGGCUCUAGUUUGGACCCAUGCAGGCUCGGUGAUUUUCGCUUCAGUCUCUGCCAGUCUACGCGACCCCUGCUUAGUUGCUUCUGCGAGCCGUGUUCUCCUAGUGGGUCCUGCAAUCUUAAACCUUUUGGUCUCCUUUUCACUCAGAUGUUCUGGUCCACAGCUUUGGGAAUCCACAUUAGAAUCAAAAUCAGGGUCAUCCCAGAGUGUCCCCAGAGAAGCCCUUUCACAAACAUACAGCAUGCGUCCUGCAGAGCCCAUGUGACUGCAUCCUGCGUGAACGGGACUCUAAUUUCUGACCUUGCCUUUAGCUCACGGAAGACCCGGCCUUUGAGGACCAUUUGAAGUACGUCUAUGGAAUGCAGAGGUAGGUUAUCAUGAGGCAGACUCCCCUGUAGAUCUGACUUAGCAUGACCUCAGAACCUACAUGAAAGAAGAGACGCCAGAGUCUGUUGCUCUGUGGGUCAUUAGCCACUCCCCAAAGGCUCCUAGCAGAGCCCAUAAGCCUCCGCUUGUGAAUCUUUGCUCAUCCCCACGGGGUCUUGAUUCGGCAGCUUCCCACAGUGCAUGGGGCUGAUGUGAGGUCAUCACUGUUUCAGCCUCCUCUCCUCUCUCCAUACAGAGUGGGUCAGCCUGAGGACUGUGCAGGAAUCGUGUCUUUCCUGUGCUCCCCAGAGGCCAGCUAUAUCACUGGUGAGAACAUCGCUGUAGCUGGCUGGUCCCCCCACCUCUGAGGGGUCAGAGCUCAGGCUUGCCUCCCAUGUCCCUAAGGCCAUAUGUGAUAAUGUUUUUAAAAAUAAGUCUGUGUUCCAAAUGUGUACACUUUGGCUCAAAGUUUUUAGAGAAAUAAAACCUCAUCAGAAAAGAGUUUGUAAUGCAAAACUUGGUUAAAAUGAACAAAACAAUCUCAGUUUGCCAGAAAACAAAAUGUGGGAUUAGGGAAUCUUGAGUCAAAAGAAGAAGGUGUAGUUGGGCAGGGAAAGUGCUAGAAGCAAGGACAGCAAAUUGGUUUUCUGUGCAUGUUACCAAAUGCUUUUGAGCAGAGUAUUUCCUAAAGGGUCCUGUGAGCCUGGUCUCUUAAUAGCUAAUUCUGCAGCUAAGGAAGCUGAGACUUAGAGUGGAUGGCCUGAGAAGACGUACGUAGUGUGUGAGACGGAGCUGAACUCAACAUUGUUUCUACAAUAGGGUGGAAGUGGCCUGGACUCACGCCCGAGGGAAGAGCAUUCCCCGGGCUGCUCAUUCUCCCGUCAGGUUCAUAGCUAACUGCUUCCCUGCACACGCCUGCUACAGUGUGCUAGCUGAAGAAAACCUUUGUCUUCAUGAGUUUAUUACCUCGGGUAUUUCUUAUAAUUAUGGGAAGCUAGCUAACAUACACGGAAUGACUGCUGAGGUUUUCUUUCUGAAAACUCAAUUCCAGGGUUCCCCAGAGUCCAAAGAUUCUCAGAUAGUUGACACAAACCAUCACUGCCCCCUACCUCAGCUGGGUCAGAAGCAUCGUCACCUGAAAGGGACAGAAAAAUAUAUCUCAGUGCCCUUCUACUGACCCUUAGAGAAAGAUGUAAGCAAAAAGAGAAUACGGAAUGGAGAGAGCCAAACGGAGGUAUAGAGAAAGGAGAACUAGAACCUAAGCCUAUAUGUUUAGAGACCACACCUGUAAGAAGCAACACAAAUUACACAGCCUGACCAACUCAGAGAGCUCCUACCCAGAUGCUAAGCCAGUGAGUGGGUAUACUAGAUGAAUUCCUUAACAGCACACAUCAUACACACACAUGUGCAUAUGUACACGGAGCAGGUAUACAUGGACUAUGCUCUUGGAGGAUCUCAAGGAUUCUUCCUUGAGUGAAAGAAAGACGAAUAUACUAAGAGAAACUAACAUCGCUGGGAAGGUUAAGGGUUUUUGUGAGCAAAGAAUGGCUGUUGGUAGCUGGCCUUGGAGGCACACACCUUUAAUCCCAGCACUCUGGAGGCAGAGACAAGUGGAUCUCUGUGAAUUCAAGGCCAGCGUGGCCCACAGAAUGAGU
Alexandromys fortis (reed vole) is the source of this 3199-nucleotide messenger RNA. Its product is annotated as dehydrogenase/reductase SDR family member 2, mitochondrial-like. NCBI's taxonomy places the organism in Eukaryota, Metazoa, Chordata, Mammalia, Rodentia, Cricetidae. Gene Ontology annotation, molecular function: carbonyl reductase (NADPH) activity. The record is from RefSeq and is a predicted model, not a curated record. The transcript is spliced from 7 exons. The coding region runs from base 104 to 1075 and encodes 323 amino acids.